AUGGUGAACAAAGAAGUUUGGGAUCUGCUGCCGAGAAAAAGUAGGUCAGUGGAUCUGGCCUUCCAGGCAGUCCAAGCAACCAUGUUACAAGGAACAGCUGCUUUAAUUGGUUGGCAGUCUAAUGACAAGCAUCACAAAUGGCGACAUGCCAGAUACACAUGA
Molecule: messenger RNA, 162 nt
Organism: Paramuricea clavata
Lineage: Eukaryota; Metazoa; Cnidaria; Anthozoa; Malacalcyonacea; Plexauridae
Source: the annotation of a GenBank genome assembly